AGACAAUAGACCAAAAAAGGAGUAGUCAAUUUUUCUGAGCUUUCAGUUGUUUAAUGCUGAAGGGAGCCUUGCUUGACAUGUACAAGACCUCUCUCUCCCUCUCUCUCUCUAAUUCACAAAGAUCCCCUCUGAAUUUUUGAUCUGUGGAGGACAAAAUUCAUUGGAAUUUUGCUCCCCAGUUCCUGCAAAUCAUUGGGCAUACAAAGGUGUGGUAACAGAAUUCAGGAUUUUGACUCCUCGUAUUCAUCUGCAAUUCUGCUGUAGGACGCAUGGAUCAAAAUGCUUCAGCAGUAGGUUUGAGAAACGACCUUGAGCUAGUGAAAUCACCAUCCGAAAAGCAUCUUGAACGUUUGAGACCAUCAGCUCGAUAUUAUUCAAUAUUUAAAGGGCAAGCAAAAGAUGCUGCAGAUCCUGAAAAAGGCAAAUAUUCCCUAAUUAGAGAUGCAGAGGACUUUCCGUCAGGAAUAUACGAGAAACAGCUUCCAUGCUUUGGCUGUGGGAUAGGAUGGUUUUCGUUUCUUUUAGGCUUCGUAUUCCCAUUAAUGUGGUACUAUGCCACAGUUCUCUAUUUUGGAAAUUACUAUCGGAAGGAUCCUAGGGAGCGAGCAGGACUAGCCGCCUCUGCAAUUGCUGCACUAGUUUGUGCUGUCGUGCUGUUGAUCAUAGCAUUGUUUCGGAUGUUCUAGAUUUGCUCAAUCGGAAGCGUGCUAGCAACAUCUUCACAAGCAUGAAGAAAUCAGUGGGAUUGGAAGGGCCCCGUAAGGACACAAAUACUAACGUUUUUUUGUUUUUGUUUUUUUCCGGUGGAAAGGGAGGUAAAUGAAAAAAAGGAAAGGAAUAAAUGAAAAGAAGCUGAACUUCCCAUACAAUUCUUUAGACAUCAAGAGUACAAGAUUUGGAUGAUUAUGAGCUACCGUAUUUGUAUAUUCAUAUUUGUAUGAACAAAUGGCGGCGAGACGAGUAUUUGUGUUUGUAAACUUUGUAAUUAAACAGAAGUUUAUGGAGGUGAAAUACAGAGAUGUGUCAUCUUUAAACUUUGAACGCA
This is a messenger RNA of Malus domestica (apple), 1045 nucleotides long. RefSeq lists its product as uncharacterized. The record is from RefSeq and is a predicted model, not a curated record. NCBI's taxonomy places the organism in Eukaryota, Viridiplantae, Streptophyta, Magnoliopsida, Rosales, Rosaceae.